Molecule: messenger RNA, 1980 nt
Organism: Penicillium longicatenatum
Lineage: Eukaryota; Fungi; Ascomycota; Eurotiomycetes; Eurotiales; Aspergillaceae
Product: Zn(II)2Cys6 transcription factor
Exons: 2
Coding region: 1-1980 (659 amino acids)
Biological process (GO): positive regulation of transcription by RNA polymerase II; DNA-templated transcription
Molecular function (GO): zinc ion binding; DNA binding; DNA-binding transcription factor activity, RNA polymerase II-specific
Source: RefSeq, a predicted model, not a curated record
AUGUCGAACCCACGCUCGUUGAAGCGGCAGCGCAUUUAUCGUGCCUGUGAUCAGUGCCGUCGACGCAAGUCUAAGUGUGAUGGAGAACAACCCGUAUGCUCCAUCUGCAGCCAGGCCAAUCGAGGUUGCACCUACGAGGCAGGAGGGGGUCGACGUGGGCUACCAUCUGGCUAUGUGCGCAGCCUGGAGAUAUUUCUGGGUUUUAUGCUCAAAAAUGUUCCGAAUAGCGAGAGUCCAAUGCAUAAUCUACUCCGAGAUUCGCGGGGCAAUGGCAAUUUCCUGACGAGCAAGCUUGGGAACCAGUCAGCCUCUUUUUGGCGAAAGUCCAAGCUCCACCGAGAUAUUUCCCAACUGCUUACCUCUGGAUCCGAGGAUAGCGCUUUCGAUGAUCAGGAGUGGGAGCCGGUGGAGCCGCGGGACCAAGAAGGACCUCUCGAUGAUCUUGAUACCACAUUAUCAAAUCCAGAACACAACAUACCUGAGACCAUUCAAGAGCUCCCAAACCCAAUAAAACAGCCUCAAGACUUUACUGAAGCUCAAAUACCAGAAAACACAUCUGACCUGGUGGACUUCUACUUCACUUAUACACAUUGCUGGUUUCCUAUACUCGAACGCCGUUCGGUCCUACGCGCUAUGCACCAGAGCAAUGGCCAUCCCUCUCAAGAUUCUUCAUCUCACAUGGUACUAUGGUCAUUGAUCACCUAUGCAUCUGCUAUGAAGGGAAUUCCUAAUACUGGGGCGCUGCACUUGUUUUCUCUCCAGCUCACCAUUGAGCAACAGACUUUGGCACGAUGGGACAGUCUGGACGUGGGUCAUAUCCAGGCUAUGUUGAUUAUUGCCUUAAUACAUAUCGCUAUGGCAAAUAUUAGCCAAGCUUGGACGCUUGUUGGUCAAGCCUCGAGAAUGCUAGCCACCUUACCCCUGUCAACAGGGAAGGCUCGUUUGAAUCAUACCAUUAAUGGGUGUGUCCUUCUAGACAACAUUCUAUCGGCCUUGCUGGGCCGGGCUCCUUGUUUUUCUCAAGAAGAGCAAUCAGCAUGUGUCCCGGUGGAAGAGGAUGAUUUGGAGGAGUGGGAUGUCUGGUCUCCAUCUCGCCCUAGUGCGGACGCAUCAGGACGGAGAAUACCAUCCAGUCCAUUGCGAGCAUUGAGCACAUUCAAUCUUGUUCAGCAGCUCAUGCAGAACCUAUGCCAAAUAUUAUAUCAGCCCCUAGAUGUUUCUCGCGUUGGAGAUCUUCUGCAUGAUUUACGACAAAAACAGAGCAUCAUCUCACGAAGCCAUUCCUACGACAGACGAAUCCAUGCCAGCCCUCCUCUUUUGAUUCUUCACCUUACAUCAGCAUUUACAACACUGUCAUUGUGCCGUAGGUUUGAGCCGGUCUCACCUAGGAUUACCGACCUAUGCGUUAGCACUAUUAAUUUUAUACUCGAUACUCUUGAUCAUUAUCGUGAGACAACCGGUGCAGUCGGCUCCUCGCCGCUCACCCUUUGCUUUGCACUCCAAUGCCAAAAAUGUCUCGACUUUUCAAAUUUUCCCGGAAAAGAAGCGAUGCGAACUCGCAUUUCCAGGUUUUUAUGCCCUCUUAAAGCAGACCCCUACGAGUGGAAUAAUCACCUUGAACACCUGAAUCCGAUGCCCUCAAGUGGGCAAGGGACCCGGCCACCCGGGGUUCUGAAUGGGCCGGUACCAGUACCUAGCAUUGAAGAUAUACAUACUUCAACUAGAUCGACUACCUUCCAGCCUCAACAGACAUCAUCUGUCCUGGGUCUGCCAAGUCUCUCGGCAUCCGCCGAAUUCCCAACAUCGCACUCCCUUGCCAGGCCAGGUGACGCCGAAAUAUACGAUGCAUUAUUUGAAGAAAUGGUUAUAUCAUUCCCUACCAGCAGACAAGAGCCUUCUUUCGCGCAAAAUCUAGGUUUUUACGACGGAGACUUGGAUACGGACUUCCUGGCCCAGCUCCAACAGCUACCAGCGGACUGA